Molecule: messenger RNA, 594 nt
Organism: Emiliania huxleyi CCMP1516
Lineage: Eukaryota; Haptophyta; Isochrysidales; Noelaerhabdaceae
Exons: 4
Coding region: 1-594 (197 amino acids)
Molecular function (GO): calcium ion binding
Source: RefSeq, a predicted model, not a curated record
AUGCCAGGCCAGUCGAGCGAGGCCGCCUCGACGCGCGCGCUGUACAACCAGUCGCAGGAGCUAGAGGGGCUGCAGCGUGUGUUUGACGGCAUCGACAAGAAUAACGACAAGAAGGUCGACGUCGACGAGAUGCACGACACCAUCCGGCGGCUCGGCUACAAGUGCAGCAAAAAGGAGGUGGACGAGGAUGCGGAUGGAGCCCUGGAAUGGAGCGAGUUCAAGCUCAUGUACCAGCGGGUACGUGCCGACAAGUCGGGGUGGGAGCCGAGAAAGCUCUUCACGAUGAUUGAGUUUAUGAUGCACGACAAGGAUGGGUCGGGCACCAUUGACGCCGACGAGUGCACGCAGAUUCUGUACCGCCGGUACAGCCCGGCGGAGGUGGAUGCGAAGGUGAAGGAGUUCAUGAGCCACGACACGGACGGGGCUUCGAUGGACGCGGCCGAGAUCAGCUUCUCCGAGUACGUUGCCAUGGAGAAGGCGAGCCUGGAGGAGCUCAUGAAGUGCCACCCGACGUUUCGCUACUCGCGCGGCAUCGUGGAGGACACGAGGGCCGAGAUCCGGCGAGCGAUGAAGGGCACCACCAGGGCACACUAG